Kogia breviceps (pygmy sperm whale) is the source of this 1661-nucleotide messenger RNA. RefSeq names its product zinc finger protein 789 (gene ZNF789). Gene Ontology annotation, biological process: regulation of transcription by RNA polymerase II. Gene Ontology annotation, molecular function: DNA-binding transcription factor activity, RNA polymerase II-specific; RNA polymerase II cis-regulatory region sequence-specific DNA binding. The record is from RefSeq and is a predicted model, not a curated record. Lineage: Eukaryota; Metazoa; Chordata; Mammalia; Artiodactyla; Physeteridae.
CUCGGCGUGCGCCAGUGAUCCGGCCGACGGACACAGGGACCUUCCGCGUCGCGCCCUCAGGUGCGGGUUAGCUGAGAGGCUCGGACCUGAUUCCGGGUCCGGCCCAGCACCUCGAGAGGGGAUCCCAGCCCCCAUGGCAGCCGCAGGUGCAUCCUGAGGACUUCCUGGAGGAGGCGACGCGGCUGGAGUCGGAGGCAGCGAGCUCAGCCUGAUGGCCGGGAGCCUGCACCGCCUCAGAGGCCAGGCCAUGGAAGCCGUGUUCCUGCCAGUCCUCUGGAAGGGGUUGCUGUCCUUUGAGGCCGUGGCUCUGUACUUCACCAGGGAAGAGUGGGACACACUGGACUGGGCUCAGAAGCACCUCUACAGAGACGUGAUGCUGGACAACUACAGAAACGUGCUCUCCUUGGGAGUUCAGUUUCCCAAACCUGAGGUGAUCUGUCAGCUGGAGCAGUGGGAAGAGCCGUGGAUCCUGGAUCUCGCGAGAGCCGGGACUAGGAAGGCUUCCGGCGGUGCUUGGCCAGGUCCUGAAGCCAGAUUCAAGAUGAAAGAGCUAACUCCAAAGCAGAACAUUUCCGAAGAUUUAGAGUCAUGUAAGAUGUCACUGGUAAAGCAGAAAAUGGCCAGGAAACCCUUAGAAAAGUUACUUGAAUGUAACGAAUUUGUGGACAUUUACCGACUUUCACUCCCUGCUAUUGGUGAUAAAUGCUGUAAGGACUUCCUUCAAACCCUUAACCUUAUUCAAGAUCAGAAAGCUCAGGCAAGGACAAAGCAGGGCCAAUAUGAUGAGGAUGGAAAACCCUUCCAUCAGAGAUCACCGCUUUUGAGGCAUAAGCGAAUUCUUACAAAUGCAAAAUCUUAUGAAUGCAGCGAAUGUGGAAGAGCCUUCCAGCGUCAGGCAAAUUUUGUUCGGCAUCAAAAAAUUCACAGUUCAGAGGAUCCCUUUGAGUGCGACAUAUGUGGGCAGGCCUUCAAACAGAAGUCUGCUCUGACUGUCCACAAACAGUGUCACUCACAAAAAAAGCCAUAUAAAUGUCAUGACUGUGGCAAGUGUUUCCGCCAGAUGGCGUAUCUUGUUGAGCACAGGAGGGUCCAUACCAAAGAAAAACCCUAUAAAUGUAGCGAAUGUGAAAGAACGUUUAGUCAGAAUUCAACCCUUAUUCGACAUCAGUUAAUCCACAGUGGAGAGAAACCCCAUAAAUGCAUGGAAUGUGGAAAAGCCUUUGGCCGGCAUUCAACCCUUAUGAGCCAUCAACAAAUUCACAAUAAACAGAACACUCAUAAAUGCAGUGAAUGUGGUGAAUCCUUUGGUCGGAAUGUAGAUCUCAUUCAGCAUCAAAGAAUCCAUACCAAGGAGGAAUUCUUUGAAUGUGGCGAAUGUGGGAAAACUUUUAGCUUUAAGGCAAAUCUUCACCGACAUGAGGUCAUUCAUACUGGAGAGAGACCCUACAGAUGUGACAAGUGUGGAAAAUCUUUCAGUUGGCGCACAAGCUUCAUUAAGCAUCGGGGUACUCACAGAGAGCAGAUACCCAUGUGAAAGUGACCAGAAAAGCUACCAUUUAAGGACCAGAACUUAACCACUCUUGCAAGUGUGUGUAACUCAACUGUUUUAUGAAAAUUAAUAAACAGGAACUGAAAUGGUUUUUCUGUGGGGACCCUCUCUU